Messenger RNA from Myotis davidii, 3442 nucleotides. It is a transcript of the gene ANKRD23, whose product is annotated as ankyrin repeat domain 23. Gene Ontology annotation, cellular component: nucleus. The record is from RefSeq and is a predicted model, not a curated record. The transcript is spliced from 10 exons. Gene Ontology annotation, molecular function: transcription cis-regulatory region binding; protein binding. The coding region runs from base 44 to 970 and encodes 308 amino acids. Gene Ontology annotation, biological process: positive regulation of transcription by RNA polymerase II. Lineage: Eukaryota; Metazoa; Chordata; Mammalia; Chiroptera; Vespertilionidae.
AGCUCAGCUCUUCUCACUGGGGGUUUGGAGAGCUGGGGGGACCAUGGAUGUCAUCAGCGUGCAGCAGUUGGUAAGUGGAGAAAGAGAAGGAAGGAAAGUGUUGGGAUGUGGACAUGGAAUUCCUGAUCCUGGAGGCUGGCCAGGAGACUGGAGGCUGGGACCCCAUGAGGCCGUGGCCCAGGAGAGGCAGAGGCAGGAAGAGGAGAAAAGGAGGAGACUUGAGAGAUUUAAGAGUUCCAGAAUUAACCUGGAGAAUCUGGCUGACUUGGAAAACUUGGUUCAGAGACGAAGAGAAAAGCGAUUGAAACGCAGAGUCCCCCCCAGGGCACCUGAGCCCGAGGAGCUUCCGCACCCCCAACCCCAGGCCCAGCCAGGGCCCGUGGACCUCGACGCGUUCCUGAAGGCAGCGGCUGAGAACCAGGAGGCCCUGAUUGACAAGUACCUGGCGGACGGAGGGGACCCCAAUGCCCACGACAAGCUCCACCGCAGGGCCUUGCACUGGGCCUGCCUGAAGGGCCACCGCCAGCUUGUGAACAAGCUGCUGGAGGCAGGGGCCGCUGUGGAUGCGCGUGACUUGCUGGACAGGACACCUGUGUUCUGGGCCUGCCGUGGGGGACACCUGGACAUCCUCAAACAGCUGCUUAACCACGGAGCCCAGGUCAACGCACGGGACAAGAUCUGGAGCACCCCCCUGCACGUGGCCGUGCGCACGGGGCACUGCGAGUGCCUGGAGCACCUCAUCGCGUGCGGGGCCCACAUUGACGCGCAGGACAAGGAAGGAGACACAGCGCUACACGAGGCUGUGCGGCACGGCCACUACAGAGCCAUGAAGGUGCUGCUGCUCUACGGAGCCCAGCUGGGCGUGCGGAACCAGGCUUCAGCGACCCCCGUGCAGCUGGCCCGCGACUGGCAGCGGGCCAUCCGGGAGGCUCUGCAGGCCUACCAGGGGCAUCCCCGCAGCCGGUGCUGACGACAGCGCCCGCCGCCGCCGCUCAGCCACCAGUCCACCCUGUUUCCCCAUCACAUGUCUGCAGUGCUGAUCUCAGGCCUCCAGGGCAGGCAGUCAUGUCAGCUCAGCCCGGCCCGCAGGUAGAGCAGCUGCCCGAGGGCCUGAGCCAGGAAGGGCUGAAGCAGGACCCGGAGGCCCAGACGGGACAGUGGAGCUGGGAGCUCGGGGUGGCCACGAAGCCAAGGAAGCUCAGCCUCCAGCUCCCAGGGCCGCGCUGGGCUUCCCAGUGCCAGGGGGCCUCCGAGGAGACUGCUCGUCCCCUCCCUCCCACGGGCGUUUCCUGCCGGGUGGCAAUUUCGCAGCUGCCAGUGCCCGCGGGUGGGUCUCUCAGCGACUCCGCUCCUGUCAGCCGGUGUCUGGAGUGGCUCUGGUGUCGGGUCUGGACGGGGCUGCUCAGCAGGUCUGAGGCCCCACUGCAGAAGUCCAGUGCCAGCCUGGUUGCCACAGGAGCCCCAAGACUGAGGAGCUGGAGCCAGUACUGAGAGAACCUGCGCCCGCUGUCUAAAGGCUGCUCUGCAGGGGUCAGCUGGUAGCUCUCCUGGUGACGGUGAAGCGCCUGGGUGCUGGGGUUGCUUGUGGCCCACUCAGCUUUUGGGGUGGUGGCCCGUAACCCUCCUUUGCCUCAGGUGCCAAUGCCGCCCUGGCACUGGAGCUUAUACGUACCCUGCAGCUGUCACCUCUGCCACCUCCGCAGGCACCGCGGGUUCUGAGCACUGCGUGAAGGGAAGCAGAGGAGCACACCUGCCCUGCAGCUGGCUGGCGCACGUUUAGGGCCCAACUCCACACACACUCUCCAAAUGGACCCUCCCCUUCCGCUGUCCCUGGCACUUCCAGUUGUGCUGGUGUGGACGUGCUCCUGGCAGGGCUGGGUCUGCAGUGCCAGGAAGUGAGCCUUGAGGAGCUCAGCCCUGACCCGAGAGCUGUAGGCCAAGGGGCAGCUCCAAGGUGAAGGGCCGGCCUCCCUCCCACAUGUGCGGCCCCUGGGCAGACACUGUGCCAAGCAGUUACUUCUGUCUAACUGGUGGCCUUCUCAGGCCAAGACCAAGGCUCUUCUUAUUGUGUGAAAAAGCCGACUAGAGCCCACACCUUCCCUUCCCUUGGCAGCCCCUGCCCUGGGGGACAGAGCCAGCACUCACCAGAUGCUGGGGCCAUGGGAGGAGCAGGGACUCCAGUCCAUGGAGAAGACGACUCCCCGCCCAGAAAACGGGGACACUUAAGUAACUGACAACAGUACCUUUUUAUACGCGUCAAUAUGUUCAUUAAAAUAGGCUGGUCAUCCAUCCGGUCUAGUGUGUGCUGGGCUGGAAGCAGCGAGGCCAUCACGCCCGGGGCCAGCCUGUUAACCACGCCACAGCGGACAGCGAGGUAGGCCCUGUGCACACUGGGCAGUCUGGGCCCUUGGCCCUCACGCUCAAGGCAUCUCUACUCAUGGAUGGACAGGUUCAAAAAGCAGUGGUUCUCAGCCUUUGGCUGCUUAUUAGAAUCACAGGCAAAGCUUUAGAAGUCCUACUAUCCAGACAACUCAAUCAGAGUCCCUGGGUGGGACCCAGGUGUUAGCACUGUCAUGCAGACCACACACUGGUCCACACAGGAAUCCUAAAGAACCCACAAAACCAACUAGAAUAAGAGUUCGGCAAGAUCUCAGGAUAUAAGGUAAACAUACAAAAACCUAUUUCCACAUAUUAACAAUGACCAUGUGAUCACCACAAUGAAAACCUAAGUACUGCCCUGGCCGGUGGCUCGGUUGGUUGGAGUGUCCUACACACCCAAAGGUUACAGUUCGAUUCCCGGUCAGGGCACCUAACUAGGUUGCAGUUUUCAUUCCUAGUCGGGACGCAUACAGGAGUCAACCAAUCAAUAUUUCUCUCUUCCCCUCUCUCUCAAAUCAAUAAGGUGAGGAUUAAAAAAUAAAAUCAAUAAACCAUAUCCUUGGUGAGGAUAAAACAAAGUACCAUUUACAAUUGCUUCUAAAAAUAAAGUACUUAAUUGUAAAUAUAACAAAAUACAUAAGGACUUAUAUGCCAAAAGCUACAAAACACUAAUGAAUGAAACCAACCAAGAGUUAAAUGGAGACUUACGGUGUUCAUGGACUUCGAGAUGCAACACAGCAAUGAUUUCAAUUCUCCCCAAAUUGAUAUACAGAUUUAAUGCAGUUCCUGCCAAAACCCCAGGAAGAUAUUUUACAGAGGUAGAUAAGAUUAUUUUUAAACUUAUAGCUAAAUCAAUUUUGAAAAAGAAUAAAGUGGAAGGAGUCUACCAGAUUUCAGAACUCAUUACAGGCAAACGUCGGAGAUAGCAAAGGUUUGGUUCCACACCACUGCAGUAAAGUACACUGUAACCUUGCUGGUGGAAGGUCUGGCCUUCCAUUUGUAGGCCAUGCAGCACCUGUGGCGAGCAAUAAGGUGAAGCGCAAUAAAACGAGGUGUGUCUGUG